GGCAUUGCUGGCGUGUCGGUGUUUCACGGCGGCCUACGCGAGUCGCCGCGGAGAGGCGGAUUUCAAAAUACGUCGUACCUAACCGUCGUUGUCGGCGGGUGAACCGCGUAAUAUCUGCGCUAGACGUUAGCCAAGAAGAAGCUCGCGAAAUGUCGGACGGCGAGGACGAUUUCAUGUGCGAGGAGGAGGAGGAUUACGGACUGGAGUAUUCCGAGGACUCCAACUCUGAACCGGACGUCGAUCUAGAAAAUCAAUAUUACAAUAGUAAAGCUCUCAAGGAGGACGACCCGAAGGCUGCUUUACAAAGUUUUCAGAAAGUGCUGGAUCUGGAAGGCGGCGAGAAAGGAGAGUGGGGCUUCAAGGCUUUGAAACAGAUGAUCAAAAUUAAUUUUAAACUGUCCAAUUAUAAAGAGAUGAUGUCAAGGUAUAAACAAUUGUUAACGUACAUUAAAAGUGCAGUUACUAGAAAUCACUCGGAAAAGUCAAUAAAUUCUAUAUUGGAUUAUAUUAGUACAUCAAAGAAUAUGGAGUUAUUGCAAGACUUCUAUGAAACCACAUUAGAUGCAUUAAAGGAUGCAAAGAACGAUAGGUUAUGGUUCAAAACCAACACAAAAUUGGGUAAACUCUAUUACGACCGUUCAGAUUUUAAUAAAUUGGCAAAAAUACUGAAACAACUUCAUCAAAGUUGUCAGACUGAUGAUGGAGAAGACGAUUUGAAAAAGGGGACGCAGUUAUUGGAAAUUUAUGCCUUAGAGAUACAGAUGUAUACAGCACAAAAGAACAAUAAGAAAUUGAAAACCCUGUAUGAGCAGAGUCUUCACAUUAAAAGCGCUAUUCCUCAUCCACUAAUUAUGGGUGUCAUUAGAGAAUGUGGAGGUAAGAUGCAUUUAAGGGAAGGCGAAUUUGAAAGAGCUCACACUGACUUCUUCGAAGCGUUCAAAAAUUACGACGAGUCCGGCUCACCAAGACGUACAACAUGUUUAAAGUACUUAGUUUUGGCCAACAUGUUAAUGAAAUCUGGUAUUAAUCCAUUUGAUUCACAAGAGGCGAAACCAUACAAGAACGAUCCUGAAAUUUUAGCAAUGACAAAUUUAGUUGUCAGUUAUCAGAAUAAUGAUAUUAAUCAGUUCGAAUUAAUUCUAAAACAGAAUAGGAACAAUAUUAUGGACGAUCCCUUUAUUAGAGAGCACAUUGAAGAUUUGCUACGGAACAUACGUACACAGGUUCUAAUCAAAUUGAUAAGACCAUAUACUAGAAUUUAUAUUCCUUUCAUAAGCAAGGAAUUGAACAUUGACGUCUCAGAGGUGGAAAGUCUCUUGGUAUCUUGCAUUUUGGACAAUACUAUUCACGGUCGUAUAGAUCAGGUAAAUCAGGUUCUCGAAUUGGAUAAGAAAUCUGUAUGUGCUGCACGUUACAACGCUCUCGACAAAUGGGCAGGUCAGUUGCAAUCCUUGCAUACAGCUAUUGUGAACAAAAUGUCUUAAGUGACACGACGCGCAUUCUGCAAUAAACAAUCUACUUUCACCUUAUGUAUAGUAUAUCAUAAAGCCCCAUACAGAUAUAAGAAGAAAUGAAGUCUAUUGUGAUAUAAUAAAUUUAGCAUUUUAGCACGGGA
Messenger RNA from Vollenhovia emeryi, 1615 nucleotides. RefSeq names its product COP9 signalosome complex subunit 2 (gene alien). Gene Ontology annotation, cellular component: COP9 signalosome. The transcript has 9 exons. The coding region runs from base 150 to 1484 and encodes 444 amino acids. NCBI's taxonomy places the organism in Eukaryota, Metazoa, Arthropoda, Insecta, Hymenoptera, Formicidae. The record is from RefSeq and is a predicted model, not a curated record. Gene Ontology annotation, biological process: protein deneddylation.